GCCAGCGCACGGUGCCCUCCUGGAAGAAGCCUAGAUUACGCUGCCAUCCGAAGCCAGCAAGCGGCACAGCAAUGGACUCCAAUCUGCAGGGCACCUUCCUGCUCAACAAUGCCUCCCUUGCCUCUUUCCCGGAAGUCAAGGCACCCAUGUGCCAGUAUUCGGUGCAGAACUCCUUCUACAAGCUCAGCCCUUCGGGGCUCAGUGCCCAGCUGGCAGCCGGCACACCGCACGGCAUCAGCGACAUCCUGAGCAGGCCACUGGCUGCGCCCAACAGCGCCCUUUUGCCCGGCUACUCCCAUGUUGGCGGAUUCAACGGAUUGGGAACCCAGAGCAUUUACUAUGGGUCCCAAGUCGGGAACUUCUCCAAGGCCGGGAGCGAAUACGCAGCCAGGGGCCGGAGCUGCUGGGCAGAUACGGGGCAGGAGUGGCACGGAGGCCGGCCCUGUGGCAACUCCACGGGGCACAUGUCUGACGGGCUCCACAAGAAGCACACGCGGCCCACCUUCACGGGGCACCAGAUCUUCGCCUUGGAGAAGACCUUUGAGCAGACCAAAUACCUGGCCGGACCGGAGCGGGCGCGGCUGGCCUAUUCCCUAGGCAUGAGCGAAUCCCAGGUGAAG
Messenger RNA from Anolis sagrei ordinatus, 620 nucleotides. Lineage: Eukaryota; Metazoa; Chordata; Lepidosauria; Squamata; Anolidae. The record is from RefSeq and is a predicted model, not a curated record.